AUGCCUUUGCCCGGGUCCCUCUCCAAAGAACCCCAGCCCGAACCCCAGCCCACCAGCCCGAAGCCAGAACAGCCCUGGGACCUGGAAUUAGGUUGUUGGGGAUACCUGGAACUUUCUGCCUCAUCUCCCUCUCUGAUCCCCCAGCAACCCACUGAGAAGGAAUUCCAGUUCCUUCAAUGCCAGAGCUGCCAGGAAGAAGCCAAGUGUCCCAAACUGCUGCCUUGCCUGCACUCACUUUGUUCAGGAUGUUUGAAGACGCCAGAUUCACAGUGUCCCAUCUGUAAGGUGCCGGGCCCUGCAGGUGGAGAGCUGUCAAUCCAGGAUAAUGUCUUCUUUGAGAGCCUGCAGCGGCGCCUGUCCAUGUACCGGAAGAUCAUGGAUGAAAUGGCGCUUUGUACCCGCUGCAAGGAGACCGCUGACUUCUGGUGUUCUGAGUGUGAGCAGCUCCUCUGUGCCCGGUGCUUUGAAGCGCACCAGUGGUUCCUUGUCAAGCAUGAGCCUCGGCCCCUAGGGGAGCUCCGCAGACUGUCAGAGUUGGAGUUCCUGGACAGCCUUCGCAAGACCAACAAUAUCUUCUGCUCCCACCCCGAUCACGGGAGCACAACGACCAACAUCUACUGCCGAGGCUGCUCCAAACCGAUGUGCUGCUCAUGUGCUGUCCUAGACCCCGGCCACAACAACCUCAGGUGUCACAUCAGCGAGGAGAUUAAGCAGCGGCAAGAGGAGCUAGACUCAAUGACGCACAAGCUGAGGGAGAAGGAAGAAGCCUUUGGCACAGCUCUGGCACAGGUACACUCAAACUUCAGCCAGUUGGACCAACAGCACACAGACAACAAGAAGCUGAUCAGCUCAAUCUUCGGCCGAGUGAUGGCACUUGUGCAGGCUCAGGAGUGUGAGUUGCUGGAGAAGACGAAACAACAAUACCAGUGCAACUACCAGAAGUUGGCAGGCCAGCAGCAGCACCAGGACACUGUGCUGCAACGCAUUCACGCGAGUAGCACACUGGUACAGAAGAUGAAGUGUUACGCUUCAGACCAGGAGGUGCUGGACAUGCACGACUUCCUUCGCCAGGCUCUCCACUGCCUGUACCAGGAGAAGCCCCGCGGCACAGAAGCCAUUGUGUAUAUUAAUGUCUUCAAUGAGGUCAAGGCAUGCCUGCAGCGCAUAGUUUCAGACAUCACCCAGGUGAUAGAUGCAGAGGUGUCCAGAAGAGAAAGCUCAGAGGCUAACAACUUACCCCAGAAUUGUUUAGAUGUUAACUCGGAAGUUCAGGUCCAGGCCUCAAGCCCUGCUCAGGCCCAGUCUGAGGCUGUGGUGCAGUCGGUGCCUGGCGCCCACCCUGUGCCUGUCUGUGCCUACUCCAUCCGUGUCCCCUCAUGUACAAAGGAGGACUCGCCCUCAGUGACACCCCAGAAGAGAAAAUCCUGCCAGAAUGAGAGUCCCCGGAAGAUGAUGAAGAUGGAGUCAAAGGAGGAGAGGGAGAUGAGUUUGGCGCAGAGCAUGCCCGAGCAGCCCAGGCCUAGCACCUCCAGAACCAUCUCCUUGCCCCAUCUGGUGGAAGCCCCCAGCCCCAAGGAGCCCCCUGUGGAAAAUGAAGGCUCAGUCCCUGACAGGGAUGUCCUGAUCGACGACCCGAAGGAGGCAGCAGAAGAGCGUGUUGUGGUGAUCAGUAGCUCGGAGGACUCCGACACUGAAAACUUGACCCUGCAGGACAAUAAUGGGAGCAACAAUGAGUCAAGUGAUGUGCAACUAGAAGGCCCCAGCUCCCUUCGGUCCGUGGACACGAGCCUUGCUGACCCUGGAACAGAGGACAGACCGCUGGUUUUCUUUGACCUCAAGAUUGACAAUGAAACCCAAAAGAUUAGCCAGCUGGCGGCCCUGAAUGGGGAGAACAAGUUCCGGGUGCUCAUCACAUCGAAGACCUGCUUCAGUGGCUGCUCAAAGAGAGUCUCUCUUGAGGAGGGCCUCAAGCACUUCCUCAACUUCCUACGCAGCAUGCACCGCCCCGUCCUGGCCUGCUACAAGCUGUGGGGACUCAGCCUCCCCAACUUCUUCCGUGCCCUGGAUGACAUCAACCAGCUGUGGGAGCUCCAAAAGGUCACAUCGGGCUUCCUGGCCAUCCUGCCCCUCAUUCGGAAGCGCGUUCCUGGAGCCAGUAGCUUCCAGCUCAGUGACCUGUCCAGCACUUACCUAGCCAGGAACCUGAAUGAGAGCAGUGCCCUGGCCUCUGUGCUGGCCAUGCGUGACCUGUGCCACCUCCUCGAAGUGUCCCAAGGGCCCUAUCUGAUCCCGUACAUCUACUCCUUCAGCAACCUGCAUUGCUUCGCCUCCCUACAGCCCCUGGUGCAGGCAGCUGUGCUGCCCCGGCCUGAGGCCCGCCUGCUGGCCCUGCGCAAUGUGGGCUUCCUGGAGCUGCUGAGAGCAUAUCGCUGGGACCCACAGGGUGGCCUGAAGAAAUACAAUCACUACCUGAGCCUGCCGGAUCCCCCCAGCCAGCAUGCUGAUAGACUGCAGGCUCUGAAGUGUUACUUUGAAAGCAUCUUACAGAACUCAGCAUCAACACAGCAGGAAGAUCCAGCCAUGCCAACGUCUAGCCAUAGCCAUGGCCAUAACAUGGUGAAAACGAACUUGCCACAGAGCUAAGUGGGUUGUUGACUUGGAAAUCUCUGGGGCCAGUCCCUGAGCCAGUACCCUCUUAGCACAGUGAUCCCAGGGCCCUGUCUCUCCGCUGGGUUCUGGGUUGGUAUUUGAUCCAGAAUCAGUUCUUCCUUCUCUAGGACCAAAUUGCCUUCUCUACCUAUUCCACACUCA
Suncus etruscus (white-toothed pygmy shrew) is the source of this 2811-nucleotide messenger RNA. It is a transcript of the gene PML, whose product is annotated as PML nuclear body scaffold. Gene Ontology annotation, biological process: intrinsic apoptotic signaling pathway in response to DNA damage; positive regulation of DNA-templated transcription; PML body organization. Bases 1 to 2643 code for a protein of 880 amino acids. Gene Ontology annotation, molecular function: zinc ion binding; ubiquitin-protein transferase activity. The transcript is spliced from 9 exons. Gene Ontology annotation, cellular component: PML body; chromatin; nucleoplasm. The record is from RefSeq and is a predicted model, not a curated record. Lineage: Eukaryota; Metazoa; Chordata; Mammalia; Eulipotyphla; Soricidae.